GGCACACUGCUGCACACUGAGCGGCUUGUUGCUAACUAGCUGAAUCACUUUUGUGUCAGUCUCCCUCUUCUCGUUUGAUUGUACGUGUCUUGCGGUGCAAUGGCGGCACGAUACGACAGAGCUAUCACUGUCUUCUCUCCCGACGGCCACCUCUUCCAAGUGGAGUACGCACAAGAAGCCGUAAAGAAGGGCUCCACUGCGGUUGGAAUUAGAGGCAAAGACAUUGUGGUCCUCGGCGUUGAGAAGAAAUCUGUGGCAAAGUUGCAGGAAGAAAGGACUGUCCGCAAGAUAUGCGCCCUGGAUGAGCACGUCUGCAUGGCCUUUGCAGGUCUGACAGCAGAUGCCCGUAUUGUGAUAAACAGAGCUCGGGUUGAGUGCCAGAGCCACAGGCUAACUGUUGAGGACCCAGUCACAGUGGAAUACAUCACACGCUACAUAGCCACACUGAAACAGCGCUACACUCAAAGCAAUGGCCGCAGGCCCUUUGGCAUCUCUGCGUUAAUUGUUGGCUUUGACGACGAUGGAACUCCCCGGCUGUAUCAGACAGACCCAUCCGGAACCUACCAUGCCUGGAAGGCAAACGCAAUUGGCCGUAGCGCAAAAACUGUGAGGGAGUUCUUGGAGAAGAAUUAUACAGAUGAAGCCAUUGCUGGGGACAACGAGACGAUCAAGUUGGCAAUCAAAGCUUUGCUGGAGGUUGUCCAGUCAGGAGGAAAGAAUAUUGAACUUGCUAUCAUCAGACGGAAUCAGCCACUGAAGAUCUUGGAAUCCAAGGAAAUUGAGACCCUGGUGGCAGAGAUUGAGAAGGAAAAAGAGGAAGAGGCCGAGAAGAAGAAGCAGAAAAAAUCCACCUGAAGCAGUUAACUUAAGUUUUUCUUUGUUGCACUUGGAUGACAAUAGUAUAUUUGGGUUGCAAAUAUCUGUAUGUUUUCAGAGGCUUUACUCUUAUUGGUUUGUUAUAAAGUGUUGAACCAUAACUUGAGAUCUCCACCAGUUAUAGAGAAUCAUUAGUUCCUAUACUUCCAGCAAGUGAGUUGACUGACGUGUAGAAGCACAUUCCUUGAUCUCAAGUUAGGGUUUAGAUCUUUAAACUACACUUAAUGGAGGCUUUUAUAUCAUUCACCAAACAGCUGGGAUGGUGAUGAAUCGCAAAUGUAGAAAUAAACCAUUUGUAACAUUCAGAACCAUAACAAAACUUAAUUCUCAAUAAAAGCCGACUUGUUUGUA
This is a messenger RNA of Limanda limanda (common dab), 1227 nucleotides long. It is a transcript of the gene psma8, whose product is annotated as proteasome 20S subunit alpha 8. The transcript has 7 exons. Gene Ontology annotation, biological process: ubiquitin-dependent protein catabolic process. The record is from RefSeq and is a predicted model, not a curated record. Bases 100 to 855 code for a protein of 251 amino acids. NCBI's taxonomy places the organism in Eukaryota, Metazoa, Chordata, Actinopteri, Pleuronectiformes, Pleuronectidae. Gene Ontology annotation, cellular component: proteasome core complex; proteasome core complex, alpha-subunit complex; nucleus.